Messenger RNA from Cucurbita moschata (crookneck pumpkin), 1664 nucleotides. RefSeq names its product 1-acyl-sn-glycerol-3-phosphate acyltransferase 3-like. The transcript is spliced from 11 exons. The coding region runs from base 165 to 1307 and encodes 380 amino acids. The record is from RefSeq and is a predicted model, not a curated record. Gene Ontology annotation, cellular component: endomembrane system. Gene Ontology annotation, molecular function: 1-acylglycerol-3-phosphate O-acyltransferase activity. Lineage: Eukaryota; Viridiplantae; Streptophyta; Magnoliopsida; Cucurbitales; Cucurbitaceae.
GCGAACAGCAUCACCAUGUUCAUAAUUUGGAGCUUCUUCCGGCAUCCAUCGCCUCGUAUAAUUUUUGUAUCUUAACAACACCAAUUCCCGCAAUUCUUACCCUUUAAUCUCCCAUUUUUCCAUCCUUCAACCCGUUUCUCUCUCCGUUUCUAUGCACAUUGCCAAUGGCGAUCCGUGCUGUGCUCGUCAUCGUUCCUCUUGGUCUGCUUUUCAUCCUCUCCGGCCUCAUCGUCAAUGUUCUUCAGGCACUUGUCUUUGUUCUUGUUCGUCCCAUUUCGAAGUGUUGGUACAGGAGAAUCAACAAACUGGUUGCUGAACUGCUAUGGUUGGAACUCAUUUGGCUAAUCGAUUGGUGGGCAGGUGCCAAGGUUGAGCUGUAUACAGAUCAAGCAACCUUCCAAUUGUUGGGGCAAGAACACGCACUUGUUUUAUGCAAUCAUCGAAGUGACAUUGACUGGCUUGUUGGAUGGGUCCUAGCUCAGCGUGCAGGUUGUCUUGGUAGUGCCUUAGCCAUUAUGAAGAAAGAGGCAAAAUUCCUCCCAGUCAUUGGCUGGUCAAUGUGGUACUCUGACUAUAUUUUUCUAGAAAGAAGCUGGGCAAAGGAUGAAAGCACUCUGGAGUCAAGCUUUCAGUCACUCAUGGAUUUUCCCAUGCCAUUUUGGUUGGCACUUUUUGUUGAGGGAACUCGUUUUACACAACAAAAACUUCUAGCUUCUCAGGAAUAUGCUGCAUCUAGAGGAUUACCUGUCCCUAGAAAUGUUUUAAUUCCUCGUACGAAGGGCUUUGUUUCUGCUGUGAACCAUAUGCGUUCGUUUGUUCCUGCUAUUUAUGAUUGUACAGUGGCCACUUCCCCAAAAGACAACCCUCCUACAUUGUUGACGCUAUUUAGAGGCCAAUCUUUUGUGGUAAAACUGCAAGUCAAGCGACACGAAAUGCAGGAAUUGCCAGUAACUGCAGAUGGGAUCUCACAGUGGUGCAAAGAUCUAUUCGUUACCAAGGACACAUUACUGGAGAAGUAUAUGACCAAGAAUUCGUUCAGCGAUCAACAACCUAUCAACAUAGGCCGACCAAAAAAGUCAUUAUUGGUUGUUCUUUGUUGGUUAUGUAUCCUGGCUUUUGGCAUUGUUAAAUUCUUCCAAUGGUCUGCACUCCUCUCCUCAUGGGAAGGCAUCGCAUUCCUAGCUGCCCUCUUGGUUCUCAUAAUCCUCGUUAUGCAAUUGCUCGUUCAUUCUUCAAAGUCGACACGUUCGACACCCGUCAAUCUGUCGUCCCAAGAUCCAGCCGAGGAACGGCUACUUCAAAAAUGAGAUAAGAUACUAAGCCUGUCAUGUGGCUAUACAAAAUGCAUUAUCAUCACAGUACUCAUUCAUAUUCAUUCCAUUCUUUGUGCAGUGUUUAGUGAUUCUUUCAACACCGAAGUGUUGUAUGUGUGUCUGUCUAAAGCAUCAUUCCACUUCAGGCACUUCAUGUCAUGUGUAGCUGUAUUACAACUUACUGUCUGUAUAGCCAUGUUUCUGAUGCUGCAAUUGUAAUUUUUUUCGGUUUUUUUAUUCGUGAGUGUUCGAGCCAUAUUACAAAUAUCACGAGUGUUUAAGUCUAGAUAAAUUACGAGCUAUUUGGCUUGUUUAAGUUCUAUUCUAUCCCAUUUAAUGUACUCUCGGUUC